AUGACUACCCACAAGCAAUGCACCCUCCGGGCUGUGCUCACCGGACUUUUGGUGGCACCAGCUUGCGUGGCCGCCGCCCCCAACGGCACCCUCCACCAGCUGGCCAAGGCGGCAGGCAAGCUCUAUUUUGGCACGGCCGUGGACAACCCUGAACUCGACGACCCUCAAUAUCGGCCCGUCGUUGGCAGCGGUGCCGAAUUUGGUCAGAUCACAGUGGGAAACACGCAAAAGUGGCAGUUUACCGAGCCCGAGCAAAACAAGUUCGACUUUGCAGCCGGAGAUGUCAUAGUCGAUUUUGCCAAAUCCAACAGCCAAAUUGUUCGCUGCCACACCCUGGUCUGGCACAACCAGCUUCCUCAAUUCGUAUCAUCGGGAAAUCGGGACCGCGACUCGCUCACCCGCGUCAUCGAAUCGCACAUCAGCAACGUCGCGGGCCACUACAAGGGCAAAUGCUACGCCUGGGACGUGGUCAACGAGGCGCUCAACGACGACGGGACCUUCCGGGACUCGGUGUUCAACCGGGUGCUGGGCCCCGAUUGGAUCCCCAUCGCCUUCAAGGCCGCCGCGGCAGCGGACCCGAUGGCCAAGCUGUACUACAACGACUUCAACAUCGAGCAGCCGGGCAACAAGCAGCAGGCGGCGCUCAGGAUUGUCGAUCUGGUCAGGGGCUGCGGGGCCACCAUCCACGGCGUCGGCUUCCAGGGCCACUUCACCGUCGGCCAGACGGGCAGCAAGGAGUCUCUGGCCUCGGUGCUCAACUCCUUCGCCGCCAAGGACCUCGACGUCGCCUACACCGAGAUCGACAUCCGCCACGCGAGCCUCCCCGCCGACGCCCAGGCCCAGCAGCGCCAGGCCGACGACUACGCCGCCGUGGUCGGCGCCUGCCUGUCGGUGCAGCGCUGCGUCGGCAUCACGGUCUGGGGCGCCUCCGACGCCCACAGCUGGGUUCCGAGCACCUUUCCGGGCGCCGGUGACGCCACGCUGCUGGACAGGAACAUGAACCCCAAGCCGGCGUAUAACCGGGUUCGGGACGUGCUGGCUGCUGCCGGCCGAACUGAAAAGAGAAAAAUGGACGGCGCUCCCUGGGGGAUUUUGCGACUUGUCACUGGGUGGACAUGUCCAUGGUUUGCUCGCCACAAAGCGCGACGGCCCCGUCCUUCUGCCGGCGGAACCUUUGUUCUUCCCCCCCUGUAG
Molecule: messenger RNA, 1194 nt
Organism: Pyricularia oryzae 70-15
Lineage: Eukaryota; Fungi; Ascomycota; Sordariomycetes; Magnaporthales; Pyriculariaceae
Product: endo-1,4-beta-xylanase
Exons: 3
Coding region: 1-1194 (397 amino acids)
Biological process (GO): carbohydrate metabolic process
Molecular function (GO): hydrolase activity, hydrolyzing O-glycosyl compounds
Source: RefSeq, a predicted model, not a curated record